CAACAUUCAACCAAAGACUAAAAAGAGAGUAAAACAUGCUGAAAAUGUCGGCGAUGAACAGAAAAUUAAUUCAAAACCUCGCCGAGACUUUAUGCAGACAAGUCAAACAUUUUAAUAAAACAGAGACGGAGUGUCUGAUAAGGCUGUUCAACAGUCUGCUGGGAGAGCAGGCAGAGAGAAAGACGACUAUUGGAGUGGACCGGGCCAAAUUCAGAAAUAUACUGCACCACACUUUCGGGAUGACCGACGACAUGAUGACGGACAGAGUUUGUCGUGUCAUUGACAAGGACAACGAUGGCUACUUAAGCGUUAAAGAGUGGGUUGAGGCUCUGUCUGUCUUUCUAAGAGGCACACUGGAUGAAAAAAUGAAAUACUGUUUUGAGGUGUAUGACCUGAACGGGGAUGGAUACAUCUCACGUGAGGAGAUGUUUCAGAUGCUGAAAGACAGCCUCAUCAGGCAGCCCACCGAAGAGGAUCCUGAUGAGGGGAUUAAGGAUAUUGUGGAGAUUGCCUUGAAAAAAAUGGAUUAUGACCAUGAUGGAAGAGUUUCUUAUGCUGAUUUUGAGAAGACGGUCAUGGAUGAAAACCUUUUACUAGAAGCUUUUGGAAACUGCCUUCCUGAUGCAAAGAGUGUACUAGCAUUUGAGCAACAGGCAUUCCAGAAACACGAACACUGCAAAGAAUAACCGGAUUUUGAGGGAAAACAACAAAUUGUCAAACAAUAUUUGAUGCUGAAACUCAAUAAAUAACCAAAACA
Molecule: messenger RNA, 757 nt
Organism: Danio rerio (zebrafish)
Lineage: Eukaryota; Metazoa; Chordata; Actinopteri; Cypriniformes; Danionidae
Gene: clxn
Product: calaxin
Cellular component (GO): motile cilium; cilium; axoneme
Molecular function (GO): calcium ion binding
Source: RefSeq, marked provisional